Eurypyga helias (sunbittern) is the source of this 1356-nucleotide messenger RNA. It is a transcript of the gene EIF3D, whose product is annotated as eukaryotic translation initiation factor 3, subunit D. The record is from RefSeq and is a predicted model, not a curated record. Bases 1 to 1356 code for a protein of 451 amino acids. Gene Ontology annotation, cellular component: cytoplasm; eukaryotic translation initiation factor 3 complex. Gene Ontology annotation, molecular function: translation initiation factor activity. The transcript has 12 exons. Gene Ontology annotation, biological process: translational initiation. NCBI's taxonomy places the organism in Eukaryota, Metazoa, Chordata, Aves, Eurypygiformes, Eurypygidae.
AUGGCGAAGUUUGUGACACCCGUGAUUCAGGACAACCCUUCCGGCUGGGGCCCAUGCGCCGUGCCCGAGCAGUUCAAGGAUAUGCCCUACCAGCCCUUCAGCAAAGGAGACCGCCUGGGAAAGGUGGCUGAUUGGACGGGAGCCACGUAUCAGGAUAAGAGAUACACAAACAAAUACUCGUCGCAGUUUGGUGGUGGAAGUCAAUAUGCAUAUUUCCAUGAGGAGGAUGAGACUAGCUUCCAGCUGGUGGAUACGGCACGAACGCAGAAAACGGCGUACCAGAGGAAUCGUAUGCGAUUUGCACAGAGGAACCUUCGGAGAGACAAGGACCGUCGGAACAUGCUGCAGUUUAGCAUGCAGACGCUGCCAAAGAGUGCCAAGCAGAAGGAGAGAGAUCGUUUGCGCCUACAAAAGAAGUUUCAGAAGCAGUUUGGAGUGAGGCAGAAAUGGGACCAAAAGUCACAGCAGAAGCCUCGUGACUCCUCUGUGGAAGUUCGCAGUGACUGGGAGGUGAAAGAAGAGAUGGAUUUCCCUCGGCUGAUGAAGAUGCGCUACCUGGAGGUGUCAGAGCCACAGGACAUAGAGUGCUGUGGAGCCCUAGAAUACUAUGACAAAGCCUUCGACCGCAUUACAACGAGGAAUGAGAAGCCACUGAGGAGCAUUAAGCGCAUCUUCCAUACCGUUACUACAACUGAUGACCCAGUUAUCCGCAAGCUGGCAAAGACCCAAGGGAAUGUAUUUGCCACAGAUGCCAUCCUGGCCACACUGAUGAGCUGCACUCGUUCUGUCUAUUCCUGGGACAUCAUUGUCCAGAGAGUUGGAUCCAAGCUUUUCUUUGACAAGAGGGACAAUUCUGAUUUUGAUCUCCUGACAGUGAGUGAAACGGCCAAUGAGCCACCACAGGAAGAGGGCAACUCCUUCAAUUCUCCGCGCAACCUUGCCAUGGAAGCUACCUACAUCAACCAUAACUUCUCCCAGCAGUGCCUGAGGAUGGGAAAGGAGAAAUACAAGUUUCCCAACCCAAACCCCUUUGUGGAGGAUGACAUGGAUAAAAACGAAGUAGCCUCUGUUGCGUACAGAUACCGAAGGUGGAAGCUGGGAGAUGACAUAGAUCUCAUUGUCCGCUGUGAACACGAUGGCGUGAUGACAGGAGCAAAUGGAGAAGUGUCUUUCAUCAACAUCAAAACACUGAACGAAUGGGAUUCCAGGUAUUGCAAUGGAGUAGACUGGCGCCAGAAGCUCGACUCGCAGAGAGGAGCUGUGAUUGCCACAGAGCUGAAAAACAACAGCUACAAGCUAGCCCGCUGGACAUGUUGCGCGCUCCUGGCUGGAUCAGAGUAUCUUAAACUGGGGUAA